AUGUGGGAGAAAUGUGGGAUCCGUUUUUUCGUGCUGCCGAUGCUGGAGUGCACAGUAAAGAAUGGCAGUUGGGGGAAAAAAGGCAUGAAAGUAUCCUGGAAGCCCGUGAACAAAGCAGUAAGUGCUCAGUGCUGCUUGCUAAAAAUAUCUUUUCUUUUUUUGAUAGAUUCUGGAAGUUACAGCCAAUCUGGGGAACAGAAGCAGAGCUAUUCAUCAUACGGCAGUCAAAAUUAUGGACAAGGACCACAGGGUUAUUCUGGCUAUGGGCAAAGUGGAGAGAGUUCCUCUUAUGGACAGAACUGUACAAGUUAUCCAGGAACCUAUGGACAAAGUCAAACAGCUUAUGGACACACUUCACAACAGGGAUAUGGUGGUGGUUCUGGUUAUGAAAAUCAGAGCUCCUAUGGUCAACAAUCUUACGGCAACCAGGAACAACAAAAAGAAUCAUCAGGAGGUGGAAGAUCCUCUUCAUAUGAACCCAAGUCAAGCUAUGGUCAGCCGUCAAACUAUGGUCAGCAGCAAGGCUCAUAUGACCAGCAGUCAAACUAUGGCCAGCAGCAGGGCUCAUAUGACCAACAGUCAAACUAUGACCAGCAACAAGGUUCAUACGGUCAGCAUGAGAAGUCCUAUCAAUCGCAGCAAAAGGAAAGCUACAGUCACAACACACAAGAUGGUCGCCGUGAAAAGAGUAGGUAUGGAGAAGAUAAUAGAGGAUAUGGCGGCUCACAGGGAGGCGGUAGAGGGGGAUAUGACGUGGAUGGAAGAGGUCACAUGUCAGGAUUAACUGGUGGUGACCGUGGUGGCUUCAAAAAUUUUGGUGGUCAGAGGGAUUAUGGACAGAAAUCAGAUGCUGAUACAGAAUCUGACAACUCUGAUAACAACACCAUCUUUGUGCAAGGACUUGGAGAAGGUGUUUCAGCAGAUGAAGUGGCUGAAUAUUUCAAGCAAAUAGGUAUUAUAAAGACUAACAAAAAGACUGGCAAGCUUAUGAUAAAUCUAUAUACAGAUAAGGAUACAGGCAAACCAAAAGGAGAAGCAACAGUGUCUUUUGAUGACCCUCCUUCUGCAAAAGCAGCCAUUGACUGGUUUGAUGGAAAAGAAUUCCAGGGCAAUGUUAUCAAAGUUUCUUUUGCAACCAGAAGGCCUGAAUUUCAGAGAGGUGGUGGCAGUGGUCGUCGAGGAUCACGAGGUGGCUUUGGAAGAGGUGGGGGCUUUGGAAGAGGUGGAGGCUUCCAGGGUAGAGGUGGGGAUCCCAAAAAUGGUGAUUGGAUUUGUCCUAACCCGAGCUGUGGUAAUAUGAACUUUGCUCGCAGGAAUUCCUGCAAUCAGUGUAAUGAGCCCAGACCAGAAGAGUCACGUCCAUCAGGUGGAGAUUUCCACGGGAGAGGUGGUUUUGGAGGUGAAAGAGGAUACAGAGGGCGUGGUAGCAGAGGGGGCGACCGAGGUGGUGGCUAUGGUGGUAAAAUGGGAGGAAGAAACGACUUCAGAAAUGACCAGCGCAACAGGCCAUACUAGAGACCGCUGGGAAUGUUCUGUUUGUCUCUGACACAGUCAGUAGAGCUUUGCCUGCUGCUUUACCCAUGGCCUCUUUUGGAUGGCAAAUUACGCGGAAUUGGAUUUAUAUUUUAGUGGGAGGGACUGGGACAGUUUCUUUUAGUUUUUCUUUCCAGCAAGUCCAUUGAAAUUUCAUCUUUAAUUUCCAACGUUUUCCUGAUUUCACUCUUUCAGCUCUUCAGCAGCCUAUAAGAAAGAACAGAAUGAAUUGUAAAAUAUUGCCAGAAUCGAAUGUUUUGUAAUACAACAAUAAAAACUGAUUGUUUUAUUUGUGAAAUAUUA
This is a messenger RNA of Pelodiscus sinensis (Chinese soft-shelled turtle), 1836 nucleotides long. The record is from RefSeq and is a predicted model, not a curated record. Lineage: Eukaryota; Metazoa; Chordata; Testudines; Trionychidae.